UACCUAUAUUACAUUUCCAGGAAGACAGAUGAUGUCACCGUCAUCCUAGAUAUCUUUACACUAUGAAGGACUUUGCUGACUCCAUCUCUUUUCUUGGUCAGUGGGGACGUUUCCAGCAGGUUGUCUUCUUCCUGCUUUGUGUGAGCCUCGUGCCGAAUGGAUUUGGUACUUUCAUUCUCGUUUUCCUGACGGAUGUGCCAGGACAUCACUGUGUUGUUCCUGGUUUCAACCUUACCGAAGACUGGAAUACAACCAUCAUACCAAUAAAGGUGGUGAAUGGGAAACAGGAGCAGAGCAGGUGCAGCAGGUACAGGCUGGAUGUGGUCAGAAACCUCUCUGCUCAGGGCUUCAUUCCUGGCAGGGACGUCAACCUCACCGAACUGGAGCAGGAGGGCUGUGUGGACGGGUGGAGCUACAGCAAAGACAUCUUCCAGUCUACUCUGGUCUCUGAGUUCGACCUGGUGUGCAGUGAUGAGUGGAAGCAGCCGUUCACCGCCACAGUUUACUUCAUUGGAGUUCUUUUUGGAUCCUUUUUCUCAGGACAGCUGUCAGACCGGUUUGGAAGAAAACCUGUGCUCUUUGCAACCAUGGCAGUUCAGACGUUAUUUUCCUUCAUUCAGGUCUUCUCUACUUCGUGGACUAUGUUUACUAUCCUCCUCUUCUUCAAUGGUUUGGGACAGAUGUCCAACUUUGUGGCGGCUUUAGUGCUGGGCGCUGAGAUCUUUACUGGCAAUGUGCGAGUCCUUUACUCAUCGUUGGGCUCGUGUUUAGGCUUUGCCAUUGGUUACAUGAUUCUACCUCUUGCUGCUUACUUUUUGAGGGAUUGGAAAUCGCUCUUGUUGGCUUCGUCUUUACCCGGCCUGCUUUACCUCCCUCUCUGGACGUUCAUCCCAGAGUCUCCUCGCUGGCUGCUCUCUCAGGGAAAAGUGGAGGAGGCUGAGGCCAUAGUGAGAAAGGCUGCUAAGUGGAACAAAGUUAAGGUUCCGAAUAUCAUCUUUCAAGAUUACAGUGGUGAUGAGAAAAACGCACAGCCUAAAGAAAAAGCCAAUGUCCUCGACCUGCUGAGGAAAAGCAGCAUGAGAACCACAACACUUAUCUUCUGCUUUGUGUUCUUCUGUUCAACAACAGGAUACUUUGGCCUGUCCCUGAACACAGCUCAGCUUCAUGCUAACCCCUACAUCAGCUGCUUCAUCUCAGCAGCUGUAGAGGUACCAGCCUACAUUUCUAGCUGGCUGAUUCUGCACUACCUUCCCCGCCGACCGUCUGUCAUCUCCUCUUUGCUUCUUGGAGCGAUGCCGCUUUACCUCAUACUACUGGUGCCUCAAAGUCUACCCAAUCUCUGUAUUGCACUGGAGAUGUUCGGUAAAUAUGCUUUCACCACUACUUUCUCCCUGAUGUUUACAUACUUGACAGAGCUUUACCCGACAGUGCUAAGGAACACAGCAACAGGGACGUGCACGACUGUCUCCAGAGUGGGAUCAAGCAUAGCACCUUUUGUAAUAAAGCUGAAUACAUACAUAUUAUAUCUUCCUUAUAUUAUACUGUCGACUCUGGCUGUUGUGGCUGCCAUCGCUGCUUAUUUCCUGCCGGAGAGUUUUGGAAAACCUCUACCUGAAACUAUGACACAGAUACAUAACAGAGAAAGGUUUAAGUGUCCAUGCACUAGAAAAGAAACAACAAUACGAUUGGAACAUCUUGAAAGUCCACUUUGACAAUCUAGCACAUCAUUAAUGAAAGUUAUAUGUGAAUAUCGCUUUUGAAUUGUGUUAGUACUGUUAAUAUUUCUCAUUGUUUAACACAUUUUUAGCCAUUUGAAAACAUCACUCUUUCAUUUUCCCAAACAUCUAUUUUGUAACUGAAAUGGUUGAUUGAAAACUUGGAGUUUAAAUCUACUUGUGGAAAUGUAUGUUACCUUAAAAGGGAAGAUCCUUACAAUAAUAUUUAAUAACACAAGUUUUGUCAAAUGUCAAAUAUCUUUUUUUUCAUUACAUACAUUCAUUUCAUGAUAGA
Messenger RNA from Trematomus bernacchii (emerald rockcod), 2010 nucleotides. RefSeq names its product solute carrier family 22 member 4-like. The record is from RefSeq and is a predicted model, not a curated record. Gene Ontology annotation, biological process: transmembrane transport. Gene Ontology annotation, cellular component: membrane. Lineage: Eukaryota; Metazoa; Chordata; Actinopteri; Perciformes; Nototheniidae. Bases 63 to 1712 code for a protein of 549 amino acids. The transcript has 11 exons. Gene Ontology annotation, molecular function: transmembrane transporter activity.